AUGCUGCCCCCAAAAACUAAGAGGUUAACGAGGGAGUACUUGUACAGAAAGAACUUAGAAGGCAAACAACGGUUGCGCUAUGAGAAGAAGCGCAAGAUCAGAGAAGCUCUAGAAGAGGGGAAACCAAUACCCACGGAGCUUCGGAAUGAGGAAGCCGCCCUUCGUCAAGAUAUCUAUGGAAGUUCUUUGAUAUAUGAUAAUUUUUAUGUGAAAGUUCAUGUUUAUAUAUCAAAGUGUCGUGUCCCAAUGUCACGUAUUGAUGAUGAGUAUGUAAACACACAAAGAGACCCCAAAAUUUUGCUAACUACCUCCAGGGAUCCGAGUGCUUCACUGUUACAAUUUGCAAAGGAACUGAAACUUGUUUUUCCCAAUGCACAACAAAUGAAUCGCGGUGGCCAGGUUAUUUCUGAAAUCAUUGAAACUUGCCGUGCACACGAUUUUACAGAUGUUGUGUUGGUUCAUGAGCAUCGUGGUGUACCAGAUGGGUUGAUUAUAAGCCACCUUCCCUUUGGUCCAACAGCUUAUUUUCAACUACUCAAUGUGGUUACAAGACAUGACAUCAAAGAUAAGAAAACCAUGGGAACGAUGCCUCAGGUUUAUCCACAUUUGAUUCUCAACAAUUUCACGACUAAGUUGGGUGAGAGGACAGCAAAUAUUUUAAAGCAUCUCUUUCCAGUGCCAAAGCAGGACACGAAACGCAUAAUCACUUUCGCCAAUCAGUCUGACUACAUUUCAUUCAGGCAUCAUACUUAUGAGAAGCACAGAGGCCCUAAAUCCGUUGAGCUGAAGGAGGUUGGUCCUCGGUUUGAAUUGAGGCUUUUUAAGAUUAAGUUAGGAACAGUGGAUCAGAAUGAAGCCCAGACUGAAUGGGUUAUCAGACCAUACAUGAACACAGCCAAGAAACAGAAGUUUAUGGGGGAUUGA
Molecule: messenger RNA, 924 nt
Organism: Prunus armeniaca (apricot)
Lineage: Eukaryota; Viridiplantae; Streptophyta; Magnoliopsida; Rosales; Rosaceae
Source: the annotation of a GenBank genome assembly